This is a messenger RNA of Dinoponera quadriceps, 389 nucleotides long. RefSeq lists its product as uncharacterized. NCBI's taxonomy places the organism in Eukaryota, Metazoa, Arthropoda, Insecta, Hymenoptera, Formicidae. The record is from RefSeq and is a predicted model, not a curated record.
UCCGUGGCUCCGCGAUUACAUCGAACUAAAUACACAGUUUAGAACACAAGCGACGAAUAAUUUCGAGAAAAAUUUGUAUAAAUUGAUGAACAAUGCUGUAUUUGGAAAAACGAUGGAAAAUGUACGCAAUCAUGUAGAUGUGAAACUGUUGACAAAAUGGGAUGGACGGUACGGUGCCGAGGCAAUGAUCGCGAAACCAAAUUUUCAUAGCCGAAGCAUUUUCACCGAAAACUUAAUUGCCGUCGAAUUACGGAAACUCGAAGUGAAAUUCAACAAGCCGAUCUAUGUGGGUAUGUGCAUCCUCGACAUAUCAAAGGUUUGCUUGUACGAAUUUCACCACGAGUACAUGUCUCCUUUAUAUCGCGAAAAAUGUAAAAUUAUGUACACAG